AUGCCCGAGUUUACUGGCAAUUAUUUUAAUACGCGCUUGGUUGAAGCGGCCGGAGAGGGCGCCCUUAAUGAAGUUGAACUUUGUCUUGCUCGAGGCGCCGACAUCAAUACCAAGGAUAGUUAUGGAAUGACUCCUUUAUAUAAAGCAGUAUUGUUCGGGCAGUAUCAAAUCGUGGAGUUCUUGAUGAAUCAACAUGAAAUACCAGAUCUCGAAGCUACGGGCGAGGAUGGAGAGACCCCUCUUUGGAGAGCUGCCACGAUGCCAGAUGAAAGAUUUUUGGACCUCUUAUUGAACAAAGGCGCCAAUGUUAAUUUUAAAGGGCGAGGUGGAAUUACACCACUAUACCGCGCGGUGUUAUGGAAUUGCGAUAAGGCUGUAAAGCGCAUUUUGUGGGAAAACCCCGGUAUCGAGAUCAGAGACGAUGAUGGAGAGACCCCUCUUUGGAGAGCCGUCACUGAAGGAAACAAAACGACUGUGAACCUAUUGCUGAGAAGUAACGCAGAUGUCAAUGUGAAGACUCCGAAUGGGGCCACGGCGCUCUUACAGGCUGCCAUAUGUAAUGAAGCGGACAUUGCUGAGAUUCUGUUGGACAAUGGGGCCAGACUUGGAGCAGUCGAUGCAGAAGGAGAUUCGGAAUUGAGCCACGCGGCGUUCCAUGGAAACCUCCAACUUGCAGAAAGUUUGCUUAAAAAAGGUGCAGAUGUUGGAACAGCUAAUGAAGUUGGCAUGACACCCUUUCUCUGGGCUGCUCGGGGAGGCCACGAACCAGUUGGGCAUUUGCUGCUUUUGGAAAAAGCUGAUCCUGCAGCAGCAGAUAAUGACGGGUACACAGCAUUGCAUUGGUCUUCCAUUUCAGGAAGCGUCGCCUUCACUGAGCUAGUACUUAAGGAUGGCGCUCCAGUUGAUGUCGAUCAGCAAUCGGGCCCACGUUUAACUAUAGAGGACAAACAACCAGAGACGAAGAUUGUGCCCACUAAAACUGGAGUUGGCAUCGAAUCGAAGUCAAAAGCUGGCGAAACCGCAUUACACAUUGCGUCGGUGAAUGGAAGCGAAGAUGUUGUAGCGGUUUUGUUACGAAACGGCGCCAACAUCAAUACACGAGAUGCUGCACAGUGGACAGCCUUGCACCAUGCAUCCAAGUACGGACACACUAAGACAAUGGAGCUACUCUUGAACAGGAAAGCCGCUCUCUUGACGGCAAAGAAUUCCGACGGCAAUACUGCCUUACAUCUAGCCAGCGACAAGAAAGGUGAAGGCCCGAUUGCAUUGCUGCUGAAGCAUUUAUCAGAGGGGGUUCGCAAUAUCAUCGCGGAGAAAAACCUCAACGGAGAGACUGCACUUGCAAUCGCAACCGAUGCAGGCAACAAGACCAUAGUGCAGCUUCUGGUGAACAAUGAGGCUGAUAUUUCUCUGGAAGAGAUGGAAAGCGGACAAAAGUGGCCGAAGAUGGAAAGACCAAAUCCGAAACAGGUCGAGGCAAUAGGUGCCCUGCUCUUGGACAUUGAGUUCAACCUGGAGGAAUCCACCAAGAAGACCUUGUAUUGGGCUGCUCGUAAUGGCCACAUAACGCUGGUCCGGAAACUAAGAACCCACGCUGCGCUUAGAGAUACACUUUAUUGGGCCGCUGUUGGUGGUCAAGAAAAUAUCAUUGAGAUGUUGCUGCAUGAAUACGAAAAGACUGAUCCUAAAAUGAUACUCUCUGACGAUGCUGGCCCCAAAUCUGUUCUGGCAGCGGCCCGGAACGGGCACGAGCAGGUUGUCCAGCAAUUACUACGAAAAAUGAUGGGUUUCAGCGGCAUCGGAUUUAUCGACACGCGCACCCUUUCGCUAACGAAGUCAUGGACUCCGCUUCAUUGGGCUGUCAACUAUAAUGAUCCAAGGGCAGUGGAGGUGGUGAGAUAUAUGCUGAUGAACGGGGCUAAUCCUGAGGCUACUAUAGGGGACGAAGGGGAAGGCGUUUUGACCGCUGUGAAUAUGGCUAGACGUUUGAAGGAUGGUUUCCAUCUCGUCCGAACAAUCGUCAGCCUAUUGGAAACGCCGCUAAGGCUUCCUCGGAAACCUAUCCAGUUAGUUGAGCCGCAUUUGGGACCUGGUGGCCUUCAAGAGGUCUGCAAAAGGGUCCAUGCAAAUAUCAUUGACUUUUACCCUUCGGAUGGUCGUUUCUACACACUCGAGAGAAAAAGUGCUGUAUAUGAUAUUAUUUAUAAAGAAGGUCCAGAGAAGAUCAUGUCCCAAGCAAGAGAUAAUUGGAAUAUCAAGCUCCAGCAGCGUUUCCGAUGGAUUCAUAUCCCUGCCAACAAUUGGAUAUGGGUAGAGGACCUCAUGAGAAGAAUUUCAUAUGAAUCCAAGCAAUCCGCCGGCGAAUAUACAAGACUGAGGCACUUUGUGGAACAGAACCGCCGUGAGCAUCUUGGAAAAACUCAAUGCCGAUUUAUGUAUCCAGCUCUCACUUUUGAGAACAAGGAUUUUCACACCGGAGGCGGAGCAAACAUCACCACGCUUCAAAAUCAAGCGAAGAAAGAAGAACUGGGCAAAAUUAAAAAACCAAAAGGGUCACAGAAACCCGAGAACCCUCCAGAGCCUAAAACCAAUAAGACGGGCGCUGUGGCCAACACUUCCAAAGGUAUAGUCGCUGGCCCUGUUCAACCAAGGGGACAGUACGGAGGCCCUACGAAUCUGUACAUGUCAGAUGCUACCAAAGAACGCGGGGGUAAAGAAGUGAGAGGUAACCUGCAGGACGUGGAGGAUCGGGUGCAACUGACUACAAUCAAAGAUAACAGUGUCACGAAAAACGACAAGGAAACGAAAAAUCUCGAGCGGCGCGCUGAACAGCCGGAACCCAAGCAGCACCACACAAAUGACCAGCCAAAUAAGGAGGUUCCAAGAUCAGGCCAGGGGGAGUCCAUGUGUGAGCCCGCAACGGUCCAUUUAGAAGGCUGUAGAAUGGCCCUAUGCUUGCCAUAUCUCACGUUUCGGACUGUAAAGGCCCACCGAAAGUUACGACAAGCGAUCCGACUGGCGGAGGAGGUCCAUCGUAUAUCACCCAAGAGCAAGAAUCCACAAGAGAAUGCAGUUUUGGAGGACUUUGUUCGACCAGCCAGAUUGGCCCUCCUUACGAACGCGAUUAUGCAGGGUAAUAAUCUACUAGAGAAGACGCUCUGUGACUCCAAGAGGCUAAAGUUGGGCUCUUGUACAUGCGACGAACUCCAGAGGCUUCGAGAGGCGAUCGCUAGUAUCAACACUAACGACAACACGAGUCUAGAAUCGAAAGAAAAUCUAAAGUCAAUUGAGAAGUGUCUCAAAGAGCUGAGGAUGGAAAAUACUCCUUCCGAAGUUCUGGAGUGGCGUGAGAGGCUUCAGGACUCUAUUGACAUCGUCAAGCAAGGUAUGAAGAACCGUCAAAAUGAUUCGAAAACCAACGGAUUGUACCAACAGUACCUUCGGCCUGGAGAGGAAAAAGGUAUUCACACGUCUCGAUCGAUCGACCAGUACUAUUACUCGUCACUUGCCGAUACCAGUCGGCGUGAUGCGGAUCAGGUCGUACGUCGAUAUCAAACUCGGAAGUGGGAAGAAGAAGCGGAGCACAACCAUGGGAGCAACAGCAAAACGCCAGAUGAUGAUUCUAAUUUCCAGAUGGGAAUGGUGGACCAACUAUGGCUCUGGGUCAUAGAUGAUAAGACCGUGGUCACUUGCUUCCCAAAAAGUUGUGGCGGAGAAACCAAGGAGAGCAGCCGGCGUGAGCUGGUUGAUAAAAUUCGCCUGCACAUACACGAAGAUACGCGCCCAGAAAUUUCAUCGAUUUAUCAUCUUGCUACAGUUAUAACGAGCUUGUGUGCCGGCUUCAUAGAAGACUGUCACGCAAGUCUUCCCGACGGACCUGAAUCGUUCCUUCAUAUGUUCUCGGGCUCUAUUAGUAUUGUGACAGAUGAAGAGGUUAGGUGCUUCGAGGUCUUCAAACGAGAGAUUAGCAAACAUGAGGACCCCCACGAGAUGGACGAUACUAGUUCCCAUUCCCAUGGGUUGGACCUCCAGAAAGAUAUCAAGCUACUUGAGGAGAUCAAGGAUAUUCGCGAUGAACUCAACAUUCUUCACAGUAUUCUCGAAGACCAGGAAGAUUUGUUGCAGAGGUUAUCCACCUUGAUUUCCCAACCAGAUACAGUGGCAGAACAGAAAAUCGAGAAAGACCCUGUACUCAACUACUACCGAGAACGCAGUGAUAUCAAAUUGCGAAUUGAGAAAAUCCGGAAAUUGCAGAUGGAUGCUGGCACCGCGUAUAAUUCGCUUAAUCAUCUCCUGGAUCUUAAGCAGAAGAAUGCGAACAUCAUGGAAGCUGCUCAAGCGCGGAUACAAACUGAGCAAACGUUUAAGCAGUCGAUAGAGACCACAAAACAGGGAAGGACGAUCCUCGUCUUCACGAUUGUUACGAUUAUAUUUUUACCAAUGUCCUUCCUAUCAUCUUUCUUCGCACUAAACAUCAAGUCAUUCCCGCACGCAGAUGGAAACCUGUUGUAUACAUCGGAUUGGAUAUUUUCAAGAAUAUUUGGCACCUCUGCAGCGCUUACUAUUCCCUUAGUCCUCAUAGCCAUAUAUAUCAACAAGUUGCUAGAUCUAUUUGGACCUGGUCCUCGUGCCUCCCAAAACAAGGGUCCCAAACAACCUUCUUCGCCCAUCACCCAGAGACUAAAAAACGUUGUGCCUAAAACGAGUGGUACUUCAGGUCUAACUCAGCUGCGGGCCAAACUCAAGCCAAAAUUUAUAUACCGUCGACACAGAGCUUCCCCACAAGCGGAGUCCCGAAUUGAGCGGGGAGAGGGUAAGCCGAGUAAGGUUGUUGUCGCUCAGUCGGAAGAGAUUUUAACUGGCGAUUCGUCUGAGAAAUAA
This is a messenger RNA of Venustampulla echinocandica, 4881 nucleotides long. RefSeq lists its product as uncharacterized. Gene Ontology annotation, biological process: metal ion transport; transmembrane transport. NCBI's taxonomy places the organism in Eukaryota, Fungi, Ascomycota, Leotiomycetes, Helotiales, Pleuroascaceae. The record is from RefSeq and is a predicted model, not a curated record. The coding region runs from base 1 to 4881 and encodes 1626 amino acids. Gene Ontology annotation, cellular component: cytoplasm; membrane. Gene Ontology annotation, molecular function: protein binding; metal ion transmembrane transporter activity. The transcript has 10 exons.